ACACAGAUCAAUAAACUAUCGUUCCCUUUUUCUUUCCGUCCUAUUUUCUCUCUUAUUCCUCCCUCUCUGUACUCGACGCCUUCACACGGUCACACCAUAGGCUUGGCUCAGCCGCAGCCACCGGCCACCCGAAUCCCAUCCUGUGAGGUCACCGGAGGAGCUAGGAGCUUCCCCCUCAAGGCAGGGCACCCUUACAAAAUUAAGAUAUCCGUGGUGUCAUCUGAAUAUGUCAUUUUCAAGGCUUUGUAGAACAACCAACCUCUUCCCUUACUUUAAGAAUUUACAGCGUCCUAGCGCCAGGUGCAUGCCUAAUGUUAUAGGCUGGUCGAGUUAUAACUUCAUCAGAGCUAAUACUGCAUAUCAGAGGGGUUUCAGUUACGAUAUCCAGGGUUUGAGUUUAAGAUGUGAGUUUAGUACAGGGCCAUUAAAUAAGUAUAGCCGGUUUUCACCUUUUGCUUCUGGGUAUAUUGGGAGGUCAUUUUCUUUGACCAAUAUUCAGCGCCACUAUGCCUCUCAAGCUUCCAGAAAACAGAAAUCACAGAAGAUGCUUUUAUACCUUACCGUUUUGGUAUUUGCCAUGGUGGGUAGUAGUUAUGCUGCGGUUCCUCUAUAUAGAAGGUUCUGCCAAGCUACUGGGUAUGGAGGCACUAUCCAGCGGCGUGAGAGUGUUGAAGAGAAGAUAGCUCGGCAUGCUAAAGAUGGAACCGUUACUGCAAGGGAGAUUGUGGUGCAAUUCAAUGCUGAUGUGGCUGAUGGAAUGCCGUGGAAGUUUAUUCCCACACAAAGAGAGGUAAGAGUCAAGCCUGGAGAAAGUGCCCUUGCAUUUUACACUGCUGAAAAUCGAAGUUCAACUCCAAUAACUGGUGUUUCUACUUAUAACGUCACCCCCAUGAAGGCUGCAGUUUACUUCAACAAAAUACAAUGCUUUUGCUUUGAGGAGCAACGCCUUCUUCCGGGGGAGCAGAUUGACAUGCCUGUAUUCUUCUAUAUUGAUCCCGAGUUUGACACAGAUCCUAGAAUGGAUGGUAUCAAUAACAUAAUUUUAUCAUAUACAUUUUUCAAGGUUUCUGAGGAAUGAAAGGGAACCUUCUAUUGCAGCUUUGCUAUUUUCCUAAGAUCACCAAAGGGGGUGGCCAGACUUCUGUAUUAAAGGAAGAUGGCAAACAAAUAUAAUAAAUAUCAAUUUUUGGAUA
This is a messenger RNA of Carya illinoinensis, 1193 nucleotides long. RefSeq names its product cytochrome c oxidase assembly protein COX11, mitochondrial. Lineage: Eukaryota; Viridiplantae; Streptophyta; Magnoliopsida; Fagales; Juglandaceae. The record is from RefSeq and is a predicted model, not a curated record. Gene Ontology annotation, cellular component: mitochondrial inner membrane. Bases 227 to 1078 code for a protein of 283 amino acids. Gene Ontology annotation, molecular function: copper ion binding. The transcript is spliced from 8 exons.